AUGACAGACAGUUCCUCUCAUCAAUCAUCAGAUCUUAGGAGUGAUGGCAACAGAAGGAUACCGUUGGCUAUUGAUCCCAAUUUUAUAAGGCCAAUUCCUUCUACCGUUUCGCCAUCUAAUAAUGAGCCAGACGAUAGUGACAAAACUCAGAACGGUAUCCAAGAUGCUCCUCUUAAAGGUCAAUCGUUGAUCAGCAAUCCAUAUGAGCUAUUUGGAGGCAUGCCUCUAGAUCAACUGAUUCCAAUCAUUUUGCAAAGCCGUGGUGCUGGUAGUAAAUUUGCUGAUCUCUCGGAAGACGUCCUCCUCGAUGAGAUUGCGAAGGAAACCGGAAGUGUUGAGCAACAAAAGAGCUUGGAUGAUAAUGCCAAUGUAGAUAAUAGCGCUUUUGUGGAGAAUUUAGAUGAGGAGGCACUAAAACCCCAGCAAAUUGAAGAACCCUUGGCAAAAGAGGAAGAGAAACAAAUGACUCAAGAACAGUUCCAGCAAUUGAGAGCUUCUACUGUGCAGUCUCUAAAUCUCUCGCUCAACGAGUCCUCGCUAGCACUCGAGUUCGUGUCCUUGUUAUUAUCGUCCGUACGUCCCUCGGCGGCCAGCGCGUCCAUGUCGCCAUUUCUCAAGAAAACUGUUCCAGCGGCAUCGCUGAAUGCUGAAAAGAUUCCAUUUGAAAAGCCCAAAGAAUCUGAAGCCAUCGAAAAGGGCCUAGUGACCAGGGGAUGGAAGCUUAGAAGUUUAGAGGAAUCUCGACUAUUGUUGAAGGAUACGCACCGAGCGUUGGAAGCUAGUCUGAUGAAAGAGCAAAACUACUGGUCUAAGGUUUCGCGUCACACAUCCAAGAAGGAUGUCAUUUUCAAGAUGAGGGACCAGGAAACAGGAGAAAAGUCACUAGGGUUGAAGUACGGCUAUGAAGACUCAGGCUCGACCUACACGCAAGAACGUGGGAUUGCAAUACUAAAAUACAACUCCAUUAAGGACUCACUAGAGGCGAUACCAUCGGGAAAGCAGCAAGUUCAAUCCAUGAAAAAGGGUAUCGCCGAGAAAUUCAUGCGUGUGCGCAUAUUUACUAGAAUGAAAGAAGAAGAUGACUACAUCUUGAGCGGAGAGACCGCCCUCGAUGACUUGUUGGUUCUCAACUCAAACACAAGCGAUGAACAUGAUAUUCGCCGUCAAAUUUCCAAGCUACAGUUUUUGAUCUUCGAGAAAGAGCUCAUGUUUCAUUUGAAGAAGGAAUCUGAGAGUUUGAUAUCUUAUGGUGUAACGAUUGAAAACGAGAACAAAAUUACAGUCGAAUUCCCGACGGAAAAGAUGGAGUUUGAAAUGAUGAGCCUGACAGACGAGGUAAUUAUGAAUCAUCAACAAGAUGCACCAAAGACUAAUGAUAAAAAAGCAUCCCUAGUUCUGGUGAUGCUUCGAAUGCUAUUGGUUACUAUGUUCAAAAAGCAGAUAAAGAAGGAGCUUCUCAUGGCUGCACCACAAAAGCCCUCCCGCACAUUUGAUAGUGAGGCGCUGUUGUUGCGCCCCAUAAUAGGCAAGUUUAGACAUGAGAAUUACCUGAGCUUGCUACAGAAGGUCAUUAAGGCCUACAUUUUAGAUGUUGUUGACAACUCAACUGUGACCCAGCUUCCUUCAACGCGUCGUUCAUCUAGCAAAGGUGCCGAUGGUGAUGUUUAUGACAAGCACAUCACCAAGCUCGAUGAAGAAAUUGGGCUUUUUGACAGGAUUUUGCAACUGCCGCGAACAGAGCUCAAGGUUCAACUACCCUCUUCAGGAAGAAUCGAGUUUGGUUUAGAAAGCUCCAACUACUGCAACGCUACCACAAGUGUAAAGUUUGAUGAUGCUUCGAACGUCACGGUAUUCGAUACUAAAUUCUCAAAUUUUAAGGAAUUGGAGGAUUUCCUGCAUUUCAUUGUAAGUGAGUACGUUACGGAUAGUAAGGCGCAGGAUUGA
This is a messenger RNA of Lachancea meyersii CBS 8951, 1944 nucleotides long. The record is from the annotation of a GenBank genome assembly. Lineage: Eukaryota; Fungi; Ascomycota; Saccharomycetes; Saccharomycetales; Saccharomycetaceae.